AAGUUUUCAAUAACACUGAAAAAUACUUCACAAAAAAAAUAUUUUAGUAUUUUUAAAAUCAUCUUCUAUGAGAAAAAAUAUUUUCAACAAAAUUUAAUCAUUCACCAACAAUACGCCUCAUUAAUAAUUGUAAAGAACGUAGGGAAACAACGUUUGUGUAGCGCGGUGGAACGAAAUCCUUGCAAUUAUGGAGUGGUAUGAAAUAGAAGUUGAUGGCAAACACACAGUGAAAUUUGACGAAUUGGAAUUUCCGACGUAUAGUUCUUCAGGAGCGCCAGCCCUGAUUGAUGGCAAUACUAUGAAUGUAAAAAGAAUUGGUGGCAUUUUACAGCAAGACAAUUGGGCUUGGCUCGCCCGGAGUAAUGUCUUACAAAUAAUUGCUUUGGGUAGUGCACAAACCGUAUGCACUUAUGAAUUUACAGAAUUGCAUGGAUAUGAAAACUCUUGCAUUAAAUGUGUGGAGGAAUUGUUCCAUAAUAAUUUUAAGUCUUUGCUUUUAGCGGUAGUUCUGGAAAGAUAUCAUAUCAUCGGCAGUGCCACUGCCAGUUAUAUAUCCGUCUUCUCUUUGGAAACGAAAAGUGUUUUAAGUACCAUUGAGCUAUCAUUACAUAUCACUUGCGCUCGUUUCGUUGGGCCCUUAGCUUGCCGUCGCACGCUACUGCAAAAUUUUGAUGGAUGCCUGGCACUUGGUAGCGAAGAAGGUGCGCUGAUAUUAUUAGGUAUGAAUAAACCUAAAAUUAUGGUUCUUGCCUGUGAGGAGGAGGAUACUUUUGUUCCCUGUCAGAUUGUUGACUACAAUCUACCGCUAACGGAAAUUCACCGUCACUUCCGCAAUUGUCAGAAGGAAGGCAUACAUUUGGGACUGCAAGUCGAAGCUUUUGAUAGUCCUUGUAGUAUAAAGUCCUUAUUACCUCUUGACAUAAGUAUGGGAUUGGCGGUUGGUUUAGAGGAUGGACGUUUGCUGUGCUAUGACUUGGCGGAAUUGCAAAUUUAUUAUGUGGUCCAGCCUCCGUCUGGUAUAUGCAACUUGGUUAAAAUGGACUACUUGGAGCCCUUGGACGAUCCUCGACCUUGUUUUUAUAUACUAGCCUUGUAUGAUAAUGGAAAAAAUUUAUAUGCUCUUCUGCAUACUCUGAUGUUUGAGAAACGUUUAAUAGACGAAGAAGCGGCACAUUAUUUUGAGAUCUUCCGAAAUGGCGCAAUAAGCUUGCAAUUACCAUUGGAGGAAACUAAUUGCAUUGCUUUGACUUGUCAAUCUAUUGCCACCGCCGUUCAUAACGAAGAGGAUUCGAAACGUUUAUUUGCGAUAUCCUGGCAUUCGAUAAUUGAUGAGAAAAACAAAUUAUUACUCUUCGAUCUCAAUCAGUGGUAUAAGGAUGAGAUGCCAUUUGCUUUUGAAUAUAAUCAACAACCGAAUUAUCUCGCUGGGUAUAUGUUAAGCGGUUGCUGUAACGGUCUGCAGACGUGGCUUAAUUCAACCACGAUACAUUAUUUUAAUUCUGUGCAACGAUAUGAAGAGCAUUUCUAUCCCAACGCUUUAAGUUUUGAUUGUUGCUUGUUGCACAUGAAUGGCAGUCGUCGUUAUAAUUGGGAAGGUGUUCAAAAUAGAAUAAUUAAUAUUUUAAGAUCAAGCAGCGCUUCUAUAUUUCUGGAUCCCAAUGUUUAUUUUAACAAAAUAAUCGACACUCGCUUGACACCACAAUUCACCGAACUAAAUGUAAAUUUUACAUAUUCUAGGAGCGCAAAAUAUGAAGUCAUUCUAUCAGUUGCUUUGGAACAUAAUUGUUUUAAUUUAUUACGCGAUUGUGCCAAAUGUUGGAGGGAUGGUAGUUUUUUGGGCAGCGAGACGGCCUCUACAGGUCUUUCGUCAUCUACUCUAACAGACUGGAUUUGGCGUCGAGCUACCAAUAUAAAAACUCGUUGCAAUAGAAUUUGUACAGGUAUUUUUCAGUAUGCCGGUUACACUUUGGACGAGCGUGAACGAAAAGAGUUGACUUGUAUAACUAGACAACUAAAAUUGUUGGGUAAUCUUUUAGAAGAAGUAUUUAAAUUUUCCCGCCGUCAAAUGCCAGAAAAAGUUUUGGCCAAUCUGGAAGGAAAACACAAGUCGAUACGUAUGGCGUCUGAUUAUCAUAAUGUAUUGAUAGGGUUUUUAGAUAUAGGUAUUUUACCGAAAGCUUCUUUUUAUAAAAACAGCAUUGAAGGAGCAUCUUAUUAUCCAUAUAACCAAUUGAAAGAAUUUUAUAAGACAAGGCGUUCAUUUUUCGGAAAAAUCUCUGAAAAUUACUUAGUGAAGAAAACGGGCGCUUGUCGUCUCCUGUACAUAGAUGCCUUGAUUGAGCACGAAUGUCAAAGCAAUGUAUUACAAGAAUACUGGUUAGAGGAUCAAGGUGAUGGUCUUUAUCCCCCGUCAACAAUUGAAGGCAUAUUGCGUGUUAUGCUGGUACCGGAUAUGCAUUAUGAGCAUAAGUGCGCGAUAUUGGUGUAUUUUCUUUUGGAUUUGAAUAUGGUCAUCGAAGAAGAAAUCUGCAUGAUUGUUUUUAAACUUUCAGAAUCACUUAUCAAAACAGUGCAAUCAUUUUGGAAUCUAGAUCGUGGACACUUAGUGGCUGCUGUGGAUGGAUUUACAUCGCCAGUUAGCACAAAUGAAGGUUAUCCUCAGUGGCUUGUUGAGUUGCUUAUCGAGGCUUUACUUAGUCAGCGAAGUACUAACAUGGCUUUACGUAUUUUGCAAUCUCAGUCCUAUGUAAUAUCGCCAAGCUUAAAACUCCGUACCCUGUUGGCUAACAGACUGAUAUCGGAGGCUUUCAAUUAUGUACGUUCCAAAAAUGAUGACACCUUACUUCAGUUUUUCUUUAACUCUUGUCUGCAUAACGGUCAAUUUGGUGUCAUUUGCGGUCUAACAUUAAAUGAAAAAGAAGAGUUGAUCUUACAAGAUAUAUUAAAGGAAAGCAAACUGUGCGGGGCUAAGAGCUUGCAUUUUGUCUAUCUUCUACAAAAGUCAAAAUAUAUCGAGGCGGUUUCGUAUAUGAACGAAUUGGCUAAAAGUAAAGGUUCACAUGUAUCGGAUCGUAUCGUGCCGCUGGUGGAUACUCCUAAUUUAAUGUUAUCGGCUUUUAACACAGCUAUGGGUCUGGUAACACAUGGUUUGCCAGAUGUUUAUUUUAAAAUCAAAAAUAAACUCAAACAGAAAGAGUUUAACAACAACAGUCCCGUGCCGUUCAGUUGUCAACUUAUCAAACAAAAUGCCAACAAUUUAUUAGGCGGUGUUUAUCACAGUUCAGUCUUAAGUGCUCACUUUGCUACCUAUUAUUGGGGUGAAAUGGAUGAUCAAAGACAAGAUGAGCCUGCACAAGCAAUGAAUAGAAAUAAUGCUACGUUUUUCCGGCGACCUCAAAUGCAAAGCCAUACUCAAGGUUUGAGAACACAGAAUAACAUUUCCUACCCUCAGGUAUACAAGCCCACCAAUAAACGUAGGUAUGUUGAGAGUGACUUGCACGAAGACUCUCUUCUCAUGGAUCGAGGUAAUCCCAACAAGCGUAAACGUCACGAGGUAAUAAGAGAAUUAAACGAUAUUACGCAGAGUCAACGCAGAAGCAAAGAGACAAACAUCACUAAUUGCAAUUUUACAGCAAUUGAGGGGGACGACGAUAUGUUAUCUAGUAACGAAGAAGCCGAAAAUUUUCUUAAAGAAACUUUAGUAACAGUAAAGAAAACUGAAACUACGAACGUAACUGAAAAGCAACCAUUAGUUGAAAUCCACAGUAUACUGAAACCUAGUAAAGUUGAGUUGAUCGAUGGAUCAAUGGAAGAGGAAAAGAAUUUACGCAAUAACAUACCUCAUCUAACUUUUCUCGUUGAGGAAGAUAAGCAGAAGGAAAACACGACCACAAUCUCCGUAGACUCGAGCGAGGAAUUCGAUGAUUAUUUCUAUUCUCCUUUGUCGUCUCAGCAGAAUUCGGAUCAGUCAUUUAAUGAAUCUUCUAAGCUGGACAUAGUAAACUCACAAACUUGUUUGAGUGGACCCCAGCGUAGGAAACCUUUGGCCCGGCUUUCAACGGAGAGUUUGGAAAAGUGUAAAACAACAGAUUCAUCCAAGACAGGACCGAAUCAAACUGACCUAACUUACGCUACUGUUCCUGCCCGAUUACAAAUAAAAAGCAACGAAAAGCUGACAUCAGAGUUAAGCGAUAUUGGUAUUCUUUCACCACAAGUUGGUUCCAAUGAUUUACUUUUGCAUAAUCGACAAAAUGAUUUAUCCCAUGCCGCCGUUACAACGAACGACAAAUGUGAGUUGAAUAAUUUUGCCUCCCAGGAAACUGCAACUAACGAUGUUCCUAUUUCGAUCUGCGAUCCAAAUUCGGAAAUGUUAGGAUGUUCAAAAUAUUCUUUUACUAGUGAAAGUUCUAUUUCAGUAAAGAGCUCAACAACCAAAACUCUCGCAUCUGAAGUCUCGUCGUUCAAACUUGCUCAAACAGUUCGUAAGGGAAAUACGGUAGUCAUACCAGACAAUACAACUUCCAGCAGCAGCGGAUCCAAUACAAAUAAUUCAAAGAAGUUCACUGCAGGGCAGGAGAGCGAAACGAUGGAAACUACUUUGGGCAUGACGACUUUUGACCUUUCAAUUUUAGACACAACUACCACAGAUCAAUGCCAGCCUUCGCUAGCCACAGUUACCACAGGUGAAGAAGAAAAUGUUGUAAAACGUAAACAACGAGAUAUCGAAGGUAUUGCAGCUAGUCCACACGAAGAAGAUAUGGACGUCGCAAAGAGCGUAUGCGAAGCAAGGGAAAUGGAAGUAAAAGCGCUUAGUCCUCUUAUUGUUGAAUUUGAAAAGUUGCAACAAACUGGCGAUAAGGAAUUUGCGAAAAAUGAAGACUACAUUAUAUUAUCGUCGUCUUCUUCUUCCACAUCAUUGCCAACAUAUAAUAAGCAAGAUGAAGAACUUUCUCAAAGUCUUGACCAACGAUCCUGCAAACAGGUAAAAAAACGUUUCAAAGAUUUUAAUACCAAGGAUAUCAAAGAGGCAAAUACUAAUGAGGAAGAACUUAUUGAUACAUAUGAAUAUGAAGAAAACGCCAUUGAUUACGAAUAUUCUGAAGAAGAAGUACCAUCAACAAAUGGAAAUGACAGCAAUGAAUAUGUAGAUUUUAUAGGGGAUUCUUCUCACUCCAUGUCACGGAAAAAGCCAGAGAAAAGCGAAGAUGGCGACAGUGAUGAUUAUAUAGAAGUUGUUGAGCAGUCAUUUGAAAAAUGCGAUGCGUCUGAACACGUAUCCUUUAGUUCCGUCGGAGAGAAAGGCGACAAAGUUCUAGCAGAUCAAGUUUCUCUAUCUUCUGAAUCGCAAGAAGGUAUCAUAGCAUGCCAGUCGAAGCCAUUGAAACAAAAGGAAAUUGAAAGUAAUCAAUUGGCUCAAAUUUUUGUAUCUUCUCGAGAAUCGCAAUUGUCACAAUCGACUUUUGCAGCUCAUGAAGAAGAAGAAAAUACAUUUGCUCAAGAACCGAUGAUAAUAUACUAUGAAAAUGACGAUCAACAACUAUUGCAUUUAAAUUCGUCGAUAACAACUGAAACAAUCAUGCCAUCAGGAGAGUCCAUGUCUUCACCUUCAGAAACUGAUAUACAAAUUAAUGAACACAUGGCCACGUCGACAUUGCCGACAGAUGAUGUUGUACAUCCGCUCUUAGAUUUCGAAUCUAUGGCUGAAGUUGUUGAUGUGCAAAUUUUGGAACAUGCGACUACGUCAACGUUAGGAGCAGACAGCAAUGUGCAAGAACUUUCGGAAGUAGAUAAAGUUGUUGCUUUGAAUCCGUCAAACAUAAAUAGGCAAAAAAUUGACUUGUUGAGAAGCUGUCAGAUAGUAAAGGCUGAGACUGUCAGCGAAACCCCUGAGAAAUCUGAAUCAAUGCACGCUCAAUCGGACGGGGAAAUUGCACAAAAUUCCGAAAUUGACGGCACGGAAAUUACAAAAAAAGAAGAAGCUGAAAUAAUUAAAGAGAAAUCAUCUGUUGUAUGCGAAGUCGAACAGAAAAGCAAAGUGGAAAUUGAAGAAUUGGCAGAAGUAGAGUGUGUUGAUAAAGUUUCGUUGGAGGAAAAUAAAUUUGCAAAAAAUUUAGAAUGCGAAACCGAAAGCACCGGAACCGGAAAGAGCGAUGCAAUGGUGCAAUGCUGCUCCGUAUCUCUAGCAUCAACCCAGACGUAUCCUACCGACAUAUCAAUUGCAACUUUUUCAGAAUUUACAAUUUCAAUGAAAAGAGAGGUAGUGUCGUCUAAGGAUGUUGAGAACCAAGAAGAUAAGGUUGAUGUUAAGACGCGCAUUACAGCUAUUCAACGGCAAAUUGACAAUUCCGCAACUGAGUUAAGUAUGUCGUCUUCAUUUAAAAGUUAUGCUGGUGACUCUAUGGAAAAUAUCGAACAAGCCGGAGAAUCUUUCAUAGGUUGUGACGAUGAGGGUGAAGCACCGUCAAUAGAAGGUAUUGAAAAUUCAAUAUUAAAGCAAGUUGAAAAACGGGAAGAAGCUGAUGAAAGUAUUAAAUUGCCGGUUACGCCACGUCACUUAUUAAGAGGAUCUUCCGAGCCACCAAAGGAAGAAGAAAACAAUACGUCUAAUAUUAGGAUUCCUUGCAGUCGUGCUAAACGUGGUAUAUCAUUGCCACCACAAAGUCAGGGGAAAACUACGGAGAAUGAAAAAGGCAAUGUUAAUAGUCUGCAUACAAAAUCUUUGGAUAAUAAAAACAAUGAGGGAAUUGAAAAUUUAUCAGAGCAGAAUAGUUCUUCUUAUUAUAAUUUAUUGCAGCCAAUGGCGGUAAAAAUUUCCGAAAGCCGUCAGUCGAAUAUAUUGGUUCCCAUACUUGAAGAUCCACCUCUCGUAGAUGCGCCUUCAUCGCGAACGCGUUCACGUUUACGUCGCAGUUCAAUAAAUAGCGAUUUGGACGUAAACUUGACAACAUCAGAUCAUCGCAUUCGCAGCACUUCUGCAUCGAGCAAUACGUCCGAACUAGCCCGUACACGUAAGAGGGCAAGGACUGGUAGCGUCAGCUCACAAACAGAAUCAAUUAGUUCUACUAAAUCGAGGGAUCGUAGGGCACGAAAUGUAAUGUCAACGCCAGAAGAAACUGAUAGCAUGCCAGGCUCUCCUAAACAAGCAGGCGCAAAAGGGAGCAGCGAAGAAUUAAAAAGACAACACACGCAAUCCCCUCUUUUGAAAACAGCAAGGAGACGACGAGCACAAAGUGUGGUAUCAUUACGAGAAGAAGAAAUUGAAAGUACGCCAAAAUCUCGUAAAUCAACUGGUGCGAGGAGCACAAGUGCGGAGAUUCUUUUAAUUUCGGAAAGUGGUUUAGAACAUUCGUCGGCGCGCCGAUUGACACGUAAUCAGUUAGCGGUGUUAGAAAAGUCAAAGAAGUUGGCUCAAAUCUAUAAAAAAGGUAUCCAAGCAGAAGAAAAGUUGCGAUAUACAGCAACACAAACACCUGAUAAACAAUUCAAAAAAACGGGGUCUAACCGAUCAACCGCUAGUUUGCAACAAGAAAGUGAUGACAAUGAAUCAAUAAUAUCGAAACGGAGCACUACUUCUAGCGUUGGACGUCGUAGGUCCAGAAGUGCCCUUAAGAAAAAUGAGGGAAUUGAAGACGAUCAGAUAAGUGUAACCAGUUCGAUUGAUAGCGAAACCCGUAAUACGCCUUAUAAGCUGCGUUCCAAAGACAAGAGUUUAUCAAUUACUCCACUAAAGGCCAUAUCAGAACAUUGAAGCAAAGCUACUACUACUACUACUACUACUACUACUACCACUACCACUACCACUACCACUACAGCAGGAAAACCUAGAAGAGGAACACCUGUCACCCAAUAGGAAAGGAAA
This is a messenger RNA of Glossina fuscipes, 7858 nucleotides long. RefSeq names its product protein ELYS homolog (gene Elys). Bases 188 to 7747 code for a protein of 2519 amino acids. The transcript has 11 exons. The record is from RefSeq and is a predicted model, not a curated record. NCBI's taxonomy places the organism in Eukaryota, Metazoa, Arthropoda, Insecta, Diptera, Glossinidae.